UUUACUGCGAACCCUCAAAACAAGUGUCAGGGUGCUCUACCAGCUAUGUACAAUCAGCUGGAGUAUAUUGUGAUUACAAUUUUUGCGGCGUCUAGUCAUAAAUCCCGUGUAGGAUGUUGGUUUCAGGUGUUUUGUAAUACAAGGUAUAAUGUAUGUACCUUUCUUUACAAUAGUGGUGAAAUCCACGGAAUGUUCCACAUAGGAACAGCUGACGACAAUGCCGCACCGAAAAUAUGAACGAGAUAUGAAGGAUUACAAGGAGUAUCAUUAAAUCAAAUGUUUGCUAAUUAACAACCAGGGUAAAGACAGAGGUUAGAAGUGCCUCCAGCACCCCUGCUCUCCUCUUCCAGAGUGUGACUCGUCGGUCCCCGCGACGUCACCAAUGCGACCAUGGGAAAUAGCAGUGAAUAGGCGGCCACCGACAGCCCCCUUGAACCAGAGGAGGUUCCUAGGAGAGCCCUGCAACACACCAGUGCACCUCAGGAGAAGCCCGCCAGUGAGACGACAGUGGGGGAGUCGAGACCGACCGGUUGUACUCCCCAACGCCUUGCUCCAGGACUUCAACCACCCUCUCUUCUCCCAGCAACAUCAGCAGGUUCUUUUAGAUGAGUCCAGACAAUACAGCCACGCCAGUGCACCGCCACGCAUGCUUCACCCUGCCGCACACCCACCUCAGCAUCAACAGACCCCCAUCAUGGUGGAGCUACACGACCAGGGAUCCGUUCCCAUCUCUUACACUGUUACCACGGUGACGACGCACGGUUUCCCCAUCCACGCCGGGCAACCUCUCCCAGGGUGCAACAGUCAGCAGCUCCCAGCAUGCUCGCUCAUCCAAGCCUGUACAAUGCAGCAUUUGCCAGUGUCUUACCAAGCUUUCCCACCCCUAAUCUCCAGCGAACAUUUUAUAUUGCACCCCAACCCUCCGGGGCCGCCCCCCCACCACCAGCCUCCUCACCUUACUCGUCUCAGCCAGUUUCUCCCUCUCCAGAGGCAGCACCCACGCAUGGUGAGUACCCUCGCCUGA
Molecule: messenger RNA, 1024 nt
Organism: Salvelinus sp. IW2-2015
Lineage: Eukaryota; Metazoa; Chordata; Actinopteri; Salmoniformes; Salmonidae
Product: RING finger protein 44-like
Biological process (GO): protein ubiquitination
Molecular function (GO): ubiquitin protein ligase activity
Source: RefSeq, a predicted model, not a curated record